Molecule: messenger RNA, 213 nt
Organism: Knipowitschia caucasica
Lineage: Eukaryota; Metazoa; Chordata; Actinopteri; Gobiiformes; Gobiidae
Source: the annotation of a GenBank genome assembly
AUGUCUCUGUGUCUCAGGGCGGAUGACCCCUGCAGCAGCCAAUCAGCUCACUCCAAAAUGACGUGCGGCGGCCUGCAGGGGUCAGACUCACAGGUCAGAUCUGAGGAGGUCACAGUUUACAGAAACACUAAUGAGCCCUCAGAGGAAACUCAGGCUCGCGACACAGAAAAGCAUCGAGAGUCCGUCGGGAUCAAACGCCAAAGUCUGUGGUAA